This is a messenger RNA of Thyridium curvatum, 462 nucleotides long. RefSeq lists its product as uncharacterized. The transcript is spliced from 2 exons. The record is from RefSeq and is a predicted model, not a curated record. Gene Ontology annotation, cellular component: trans-Golgi network. The coding region runs from base 1 to 462 and encodes 153 amino acids. Lineage: Eukaryota; Fungi; Ascomycota; Sordariomycetes; Thyridiales; Thyridiaceae.
AUGGAUGACCACCACGCCGAGAAGCCGCCUGCCAUUGAACGAUCCGACUCGUCAUCCUCGUCGUCGAUGGACCAACCCCUCGACCAGCCCGAAAUCCAUGCUCCGAUACCCGUCCGGCCAAGGCUGCCCAGCCGCAAGAGUAGCGGCACCAUUAUCGUCCCGCGCGACUCGGACGCGGUCGGCCCCGUCGAGACGAGGCUCGAGCCCGGCGAUGUUCGCGCAAUGAGCCCGAGGCGCACGAGCGAGGACAUUGAAUCGAUUGGGCGCGAAGCUCGCGACGAGCUGAGGAGGCAUGCUAAAGCCCUACAAGAAUCCCUACUCACCAUCUUCAAUCGGAUCGAGGCGGUCAAGGAGGAGCAUGACAAAUUGGACAGCAACAACAAGUUCCUGCAGAAGUACAUUGGCGACCUGAUGAGCACGAGCAAGAUCACCGCUCCCACCAGCAGCAGGAGUAAGAAAUGA